Cladocopium goreaui is the source of this 3379-nucleotide messenger RNA. Lineage: Eukaryota; Dinophyceae; Suessiales; Symbiodiniaceae. The record is from the annotation of a GenBank genome assembly.
GUUUGUCCAGCGAUGGAUGCGGGCCGCAGCGCUGGUCCGACAGCUCAAAUCCUGCAGCUGGUUGGAAGCUCUUCGCAUCUACCAGGAGGCGGUCAGGCAGCAGGUGGAGCUAAAUGUCAUCCUUUAUGGCGCUGCGAUCAGUGCCUGUAAGUCUCAAUGGCCUGUGGCCCUGUGGCUCCUGGGACGCUUUCAGGAUGAGAAGUUGCAAAGUGACGCAGUGCUCUACAGCAACUGCAUCAACUCUUGUCGCAAAGGACCAUGGAGAAAGGCGAUAUGUUUCUUGGAAGACUUUGAAUCCAAAGAGAUUCAAUCUGAUUUGUUCGUGUACAAUGGAGCCCUGGGAGCCCUGGGAGCUUGUGAGGUGGCCUGGAGCCACGCCUUGCAGCUCUUCGCGUCCUUGCAGCCGCCGCGCAGACAGCGGCGCGACGCGGUGGCGCUGUCUGCAGCCAUCGCUGCAAUGGAGAGGUGCAGCCAGUGGCAAAGUAUCCUGGCUCUUCUCUUCGAGGAGGCGUCGCCGGCCAAUCUCAUCAGCUACAACCAUGCCAUCAGUGGUUUGGGACGAUCGGGGCACUGGCAGAUUGCCUUGGAGCUGGUCAUGGCUCUGGAAAAAAGGAGAUUCAAAUUGGAUGCCAUCAGCUACAACUCCUUGAUCAGCGGCUUCUCCACUGCACAUCUUUGGAAAGAAGCCCUGCAUGUUCUUGAACGAUUUGAGGAAGUGAGCUUGCAACGGGACCAUUUCAGCUACAGUGCUACCAUGGGAGCCUGCGGUCAAGCUCACUUUUGGCAGCAGGCGUGCCAGCUCCUGGCUGUGGCCGCCACAGUGGACCAUGUCAUGGUGAAGGCGGCGCUGGAAGCGUGUGCCCAGGCGGUGCAGUGGCAGCAGGCCUUGCACUUGUGGCAGCACGGCAGUGUUGCCACGGGGCGGCCGCUGGUGAUGGCGCUGGGGAAGGGCACUCAGUGGCUGUUGGCGCUGCAAGUCCUGCAGGAGAUGGCACCAGUGGUUGCCGAGUAUCAGCUGGUGGCCGCCUGGAAUACGGUGAUUGGUUCCCUAUCUUCCGUGUCUUUGAGUCGCGCAUUGGAGCUGCUGAGAACCAUGGAAGAGAGUCAACUGCGAACGGAUUCAAGGAUGUACGAAGAACUGAUCGAUGCGGCUGGAAAGAAGCAGCAAUGGGAGUUGUGCUCGUUCUUGCUCCAGCGUAUGCGCAGCUUGCAGGGUGAAGUUGAUUUGUUGUCUCACUGCAGCGUGGUCACCGCGUGUCACCAGUCGCAGCAGUGGCAGUUGGCAGGUUGGAUGCUAUCAGCGCUUCCUCAUCAACAACUUGAACCAGAUUUGGCCGCACGCAACAUGUUCAUUGACGUUUCCGAGACCGGAGGGCACUGGCAGGAGGCUGUGGAGAGCUAUCAGGAGGCCGAGGAGACCUGGGGUGUGGACAUCGUGGGCCUCACCUCCGCCAUGAGCGCCUUAACAAUGGCACGGCGCUGGCGGCAGAGCGCCUUUCUGUUUCAGGGACUGCACCAAAGGUCUUUGGAAGCCACAGGGAUGAGCUAUACGGUUGCGCUCCGCACCUACGUGGGUGCCCGGAAGCUCCGCCACAGCCUGCAGCUGCUGGCCGACCUGGCGACCCAACGCGCGGCGACCGCCGCCAAAAUCGCCGGCAAUGCGGCCGUCCAGACGUGCCAGUUAGACUCUCCUUGGUUCAGAGCAUUGAGUUUCUACGAUGCUGUCCGAUGUCUUCUGGGCGAGCGCGAAGGAAAUGAUGCCAGCGAUGUGUCAUUAUUGUCCAGCUUUGACCGAGCGAGCCAGUGGCAACGUUCCAUGGACCUCAGUAACAUGCGACGAGGAACAUUUCCAACAUCCAGUGUGUCGGUGAUGAAAGUGAACACAGUGAUCAAUGCAUGCAGCAUGGCCCUGGAGUGGAGAAGAGGCGUAUCACUUCUCUUUCAGCUACCGCUUCAUGGUUUGCAAGGCAGCUGCGUGAGCUUCCACUCAGCCUUCGCAGGCAGUGCCUGGCGGAUGGUCUUGGGACUACUGGAGCAGCUGGGAGGUGAGCUUUCCUUAGAUACCUACCAUGCGGCCUUGCAAGCCCUGCGACGCGAUGAGAUCUUUACCGUGGGGCCAUCUUCAUCUUCAUGGCAAGCGGCAGUUCAGUUGUUUGGAGUUGCGAAAGCUCAACUACGAGUCAGCCUCAUCACGCUGAAUCUGCUGAUCUCCAGCGUUCCUUGGAACUGGGCCCUGUAUCUCUUCAGCUCGAUGCAACACCCUGAUAGCUACAGCUAUUACGCAGUGAUGAAUACGUACCUACGCGCUGAUCAGUGGCAAAGAUGUUUGGAAGUCUGCAGAAGCAUGCGCUUGGAGGCCCUGAACCCCGACCAGCGCAUCUACUCACCGCUGCUGGAGCGUUGCUUGGGUGGUGCCUUUCCUUUGGGUGAAGUGCUGAAAGCAUUGGAGCCGUGGAAAAGCCAUGCCGCCAGUGCAAUGGAGCCGUUGUUUCCUCAUGUGAGCUACCGCCACGCCAGCCUCAUGGUGAAUUUCGGGAAGCCAAUGACGAAGCUGCCUUUCACCUGUCGCAGCGUGUCGGAAGCAGCGACAGCUCAUGCCUCUGUGACGCCGGCUCCCAGCGGGAAGUACGAGAUGUUGAUGCCUGUGGCCUUCCCCGAUGAAGGUACCUUCGACUGGUUGGACAGCUUCUUGGAAGCGAAUCCCAAGUACACGGAGCUGAGCGACAGGAAGAUGAUGGAAUGGGCCGUGGCCAGCGGGUUGACCAGACCCAAGCUGGGGCUCAAUGCCUCAAACGACAAGCCAAACUAUCAGUAUGGCGUGCACAGUCUGGAUGACAACAGCCUCAUGAAGGUGGUCCAGUCCAUUCCGUCCAUCCAGCCUCGCAAUUUCGUGGUCAUGGAGGUGAAGUCGAACCUGGUGGCAGAGGAACGUUCUCAGAUCUUGAAGCGCUUCCCAGGCUACAAGAAGGUGGCCCAUGUGGUCAUGGGAAAACCCAAGGAGGCCUACAAGCAUCGAGUGCAUAACCAGAUCUUGAAGCAAAAGCAACAAAAGUCAGACUCCACUUGGAGGAUGAAGAAGGCACAACAGGAGCAGAAAAAGAGGAUUUUGGAACAGCAAAAACUGAUGGCUGAGAAGAAGAAGGAGAUGGAAGAGAAGAAGAAGGCCGAAGCGGAAGCCAAAAAGGCCGAAGAAGCCAAGAAAGCCAAGGAGGCAAAGGAGGCCAAGGAGGGUGAAGAAGGUGAAGAGGCAGCAGCUGAGGCUACUGAAGAGCCGGCGGCGGAAGAGACAGAGGCAAAGGAUGCAGAGAUGAAAGAGGAGGAACCAAAAGCAGAGGAGCCCAAGGCCGAAGAGGAAGACCUGGGCGAUGAGCCACCGCAG